This is a messenger RNA of Zasmidium cellare ATCC 36951, 2124 nucleotides long. RefSeq lists its product as uncharacterized. The record is from RefSeq and is a predicted model, not a curated record. Gene Ontology annotation, cellular component: cytoplasm. Gene Ontology annotation, biological process: NAD+ biosynthetic process. Bases 1 to 2124 code for a protein of 707 amino acids. The transcript has 2 exons. Gene Ontology annotation, molecular function: ATP binding; glutaminase activity; NAD+ synthase (glutamine-hydrolyzing) activity. NCBI's taxonomy places the organism in Eukaryota, Fungi, Ascomycota, Dothideomycetes, Mycosphaerellales, Mycosphaerellaceae.
AUGACUAGAAAGUGCGUCUUGGCCACGUCGCAGCUGAACCAGUGGGUUCUCGACUACGAUGGCAAUCGCGAUCGGAUCAUCGAAGCCAUCAAAACAGCCAAAGCGGCAGGAGCAACUCUCAUUCUAACCCCAGAACUGUGUAUACCAGGCUAUGGCCUGCUUGACCACUGGCUUGAGAAUGACGUCUACGCCAACUCAUGGGACAUUGUUGCCGAAAUCAUAUCACACCCGGACUGCCAAGACAUCAUCAUCGACCUAGGAUUGCCCAUCCAGCACAGAGGAUGCAGCUACAACUCAAGACUCAUCGCCCUCAAUGGCGAGGUGCUUGCAGUGAGACCGAAGCUUGAUCUUUGCAAUGAUGGCAACUUCCGCGAGAUGCGAUACUUUACCCCUUGGCCCAGACAAAGAGUCGAGAACUACACCCUGCCGAAAGUCAUCCAACAGCUUCCCCGAGGCCAGCGUAAGACACGUAUUGGAGAGGUUGCAUUCGAGACGAACGAUGCUUCCUUUGCGUCUGAGACCUGCGAAGAGCUCUGGACGCCAAAUUCACCACACACGCUCUACUCGCUUGCUGGCAUCGAGAUUGUCCUCAACUCUAGCGGCAGUCAUCACGAACUACGCAAGCUUGACACGAGAAUCAACUUGAUCCAGGAGGCGACUGCAAAGACGGGAGGUGUCUACAUGUAUUCCAACCAGCGAGGAUGUGACGGCGACAGGCUCUACUACGACGGCUGCGCACUCAUUCUCAACUCAGGCAGCGUGCUUGCACAAGGUUCGCAGUUCUCGUUACGAGAUGUCGAAGUUCUGACCGCAACUGUCGACUUGGACGAGAUUUGGUCAUAUCGAACUUCCAGGAGUCGAGGCAUGCAAGCGAACGAGCCGGAGGUACAAAAGCUCGAGCGGAUUCAGGUUGAUUUCAAUUUGUGCCCUUCGCCAUCAGUCCUAUCACCAAGAGCACCUCUGACAAUCGCGACGGAGCCAAGAUACCAUUUACCAGAAGAGGAGAUCGCUCUGGGACCAGCUUGUUGGAUGUGGGACUACUUGCGUCGCUCGAAAGCAGCGGGCUUCCUUGUUCCCCUGAGCGGUGGCAUCGAUAGCUGCGCCACAGCCACCAUCGUCUACAGCAUGUGCCGACUGGUUGUUUCCGAGAUACGACAAGGCAACCAAGCCGUCAUUGAAGAUGCAAAGCGGCUGAGCGGCGGAUCCGACCCGACAGGCCUCACAGCAGCACAGUUCUGUAACAAGAUCUUCACCACAGUCUUCAUGGGCAUGGAGCAGCAAUCGUCAAGAGAGACACGUACCCGUGCCAGGGAGCUCGCAGCAGCCAUUGGUGCCCACCACGUCGACACCAACAUCGACCCAAUGGUGCAAUCACUACACUCGGUCGUCGCCGGCAUCCUCGAUUUCGAGCCCAAGUUCAAGGUCCACGGCGGAUCGCAAGCGGAGAAUUUGGCUUUGCAGAACUUUCAGUCUCGUUCUCGUAUGGUCCUCGCGUACGCACUUGGCCAGCUUAUCCCUACCUCUCGUGGCGGUACGGGGGGCCUCCUGGUUCUGGGGUCGGCGAACGUUGAUGAGUGUUUGCGUGGAUACCUCACCAAGUACGACUGUUCGUCGGCGGAUAUCAACCCCAUAGGGGGUAUCUCCAAGACGGAUCUCAAGCGAUUCAUCAAGUGGGCAGAAGAGAACUUCAGUCUUCCCAUCCUCCACGAAUUCCUCGAUGCAGUCCCCACCGCUGAGUUGGAGCCCAUCACAGAGACGUACGUUCAAAGCGACGAGGCAGAUAUGGGCUUCACCUACGACGAACUCUCCAUCCUCGGCCGCCUGCGCAAGACGUUCAAACUCGGCACAGUGGGCAUGUUCGAGCGACUGGUGACCGAGUGGAAUGACAGAGCGCCCCGCGAGGUGUACAAGAAGGUGAGAGACUUCAUGUACUACUACGCGAUCAACCGACACAAGAUGACGACCAUGACGCCGGGAUUGUAUCUGGAAUCGUACACGCCGGAUGACAAUCGGUUUGAUCUGAGGCCGUUUCUGUACCCGCGGUUUACGUUUGAGCAUCGCAAGAUUGAGAAUUUGUUGAGGGUGAUGGAGGAGGGGGAGGUGGGUGUUGUUAAUGGCGUGUGA